Messenger RNA from Tribolium castaneum (red flour beetle), 4918 nucleotides. It is a transcript of the gene Cad99C, whose product is annotated as Cadherin 99C. Gene Ontology annotation, biological process: homophilic cell-cell adhesion. Lineage: Eukaryota; Metazoa; Arthropoda; Insecta; Coleoptera; Tenebrionidae. The transcript has 17 exons. Gene Ontology annotation, cellular component: catenin complex; plasma membrane. The coding region runs from base 222 to 4817 and encodes 1531 amino acids. Gene Ontology annotation, molecular function: cadherin binding; calcium ion binding. The record is from RefSeq and is a predicted model, not a curated record.
CCUGGACAGUCACCUGGGUCAGGAAGCACCGCUACCCAUUCGUAGGUAGUACGACAGGUGCGGCACUGCAUUCUCAACCAUUAUCGUACCAUCGCGUUUCAAAAAUCGCAAUUUAUGUGACAAUGUGUGAAAAAUUUGUAUUUAGUGCCAAAAAAAGUGCUCAUAAGUGACCCAAUAAUAUAUGGAUACGUCGUUGCUGACCCAUCGUCCGACCAUCAAAGAUGACGACCCAACGCCUGAUUUUUGCACUCCUGGCUUGUUGCAGCGUUCGGAUGGUACUUGCAGGGUUGUGUGAAGUGGACUCGGGUCAAUCGAACAUAAUCCUGGACAUUGAAGAAAGUCGCGGAAAAUCAAUUAGCCAAGAGACCGUUCCUGCAGAGUUACCAAUUGUUGGCGAGCCAAAUGUCGAUAUUUUCCUCGAUUUGGCGUUUCCCAAAGGGCCUGCGCUUUUUUUUCUCAAUGGGAAAAAGCUGCAAUUGUUGGCGCCGUUAGAUCGAGACGAAAACAGUCUCUCGCAUAUUGUUUUUCAGUUAAUUUGCACAAUUAAAUCGACUCACAAGAAACGAACUGUACCAGUAAUUGUAAGACUGAGUGAUAUUAACGAUAAUGCACCAGAAUUCGUCAACACGCCGUACGAGACGAGUAUAUCGGAGCUCACACCUGUGGGUACCACAAUCUUCCAAGACAUUUUAGCCAAAGAUAAAGACGCCGGCGUCAAUGGUUUAGUCGAGUAUUCGAUCGUAAAAGGCGAGAAUUUAGCGCACGAGGACGACGAUCGAAUCCACAGCGAAGAUGGCUUCGGGUACUUUGCCAUCAAUUUACCACAUCAGGGUCAAGUUACGGUUAAUAGAACUCUAGACUUUGAGAAGACGCAGAGAUAUUACGUCACCGUCGUGGCGACGGACCGGGCGCACGAUGACACACAACGACUUUCGUCAACAACGACACUCGUAGUCAAUAUUAAAGAUGACGAUGAUCAGAACCCUUCUUUCAUAUACAAAGGGUGCAUGCUUUUGGAUGGUACCUGCAUCAAUCCUGAAUAUUCAGCUUCGGUUUCAAGUGGGGUUCUUCACGGAAUACUUAAUAUUUCACCCGAAAAAAUCCAAGCGGUGGACAUGGAUACGAUCAAUUCGCCCAUUCACUACUCGUUUGUGAGUGGUACUCCUGAAUCGUACUCUGAGUACUUUCAAAUUGAUUCGGAAACGGGUGCCGUGAGGCAAAUCAAAGCCGUGGACACUUCAACCACCAAACAAUUCAACAUCAUAAUCAAGGCACAAGAAAUAUCCGAAGCAAAACGUUCAACAACAGCGAAACUUUUCAUUACUGUUAAACCAGUCGAUGCAAAUCCUCCUGAAAUAGAAUUGUCAUCAACCGAAGGCUAUGUCAACGAAAAUUCCCCAAUUGGGGAAAAAGUACUCGACUCUGAAGGGGUACCACUUCUCAUAUCAGUGACUGAUAAGGAUUUUGGCCCAAAUGACCCCAAACCCUCUUACACGUUCGAACUAACGACCCCUUUUUUCACAAUUGAUAAAAUGGGGUACUUGCUAGUCAACGAAAACAAUUUAGACCGUGAUCCUCCAAACCCUGGCCGUUUUAAAUUCCAGAUUGUUGCACGUGAAAAAGGUGGUACCGCUGCAAGUGCCCCCAUGUCUGUGACCGUUCACUUGAACGAUGUCAAUGAUAACGCCCCCAUGUUGCCUAUUAUAGCCCCAGUGGGGGUUCCCGCCGGGGAUGUGAAACGCCAAGUCGCCACAAUCAAAGCUACAGAUAAUGAUGAAGGCGAUAACGCAUUAGUUACAUACUCAAUUUAUCACGUCUCGAAUAAUGGAAAUAACAAGUUCCGGAUUGACCCCAAUACGGGGGUACUUGAGACGGUGGGGAAAUUAAAUGCAGGGGAUCAGUACAGUUUGACUGUUCAAGCCACUGAUAAAGGAGGGCUUUAUUCACAAGCCAUCGUUGAAGUGACCAUAAGUCCAGGACCUAAUACACAAAGUCCCAUUUUUGAACAGUCGGUUUACGAAAUUGAGGUCAGCGAAGGGGCUACGAUUAACUCGACUGUGGCCACAAUUACGGCCAUGGACCCCGAAAACGACCCUGUGACCUACUCCAUAGUCUCAGGAAACGAUCUGAGACAAUUUUCAAUUGGUGCCAAAUCAGGUGUGAUCACAGUUAUCCGAAAAUUGGAUCGUGAGGACUUGACUAGAUACAAACUUAUUAUUAAGGCUGAAGAUGCGGGUAAAUUAUCAUCAACAGCUACUGUUAAUAUCAAGGUGACUGAUAUAAAUGACAAGAAUCCCGAAUUUGUGGGCGAUCCGUACAAUUUUUCGGUGAAAGAAGGGCUAAAUAGUACCUCGGUAGGGUUUGUAAAGGCUACGGAUGCCGAUGAGGGUAUUAAUGCCCUUGUUACGUACUCUAUUCCCUCUGGUUUGCCCUUUGAUAUUGAUAACGAGACCGGCGAGAUAAGGACUAACCGAGCCCUGGAUUACGAAACACAAAAGAACUACCAGUUUGUGGUGACGGCCAAAGAUGGCGCCCCUGACCCACGUCUAGCCACCGCCACUGUCUCCAUCUCCGUCAUAGACAUUGAAGACGAACUUCCAAUUUUCACAAAAUCGUUAUACACAGCGUCAGUACCCGAAAACAUUCCCGAUUAUUUCAUCACCGACGUUAAGGCUGAAGACCCCGACACUAUAAAAAAAAUCACCUAUGUCAUCCAUCAAGGUCCAACUGACCUUUUCCGUAUUGACGAAAACAGUGGUGCUGUUUAUACAAUACGUGGUUUGGACUACGAGAAAGACAGUCAACAUGUCCUUACCAUUGGUACUCUCGAAAAUAUGUCGAAUGAGGAAGGUAGUACCACCAAAGUGAUUAUCAAUGUCGAGGACAGGAAUGAUAUACCGCCGGUUUUUACCAUCAUACCGCACCCAAUCACUCUUGAUGAUGACGUGGCGAUUGGUACUCCUGUCACUAAUUUAGUGGCGACGGACUCCGAUGGUACCGCACCCGGGAAUAAGGUUCGGUACGAGAUUAUAGGACGUGGCAAGGCCACCAAGUACUUCCAAAUUGACUCUGAUACAGGAAUUUUAAAAGUAACCAACGAUCUCAAGAAAGAAAUUGAUACGGAAUAUCAGGUGGACGUCCGUGCCUAUGAUUUAGGGGAACCACAAUUAUCAUCAGUUAUCACUUUGGAUAUUUACAUCCAACAUGUGGCAACGGUCGCUCCUGAAGUUGGUUUGAAAUUUGCCGAUACGUCGUACCAUGUGCAAGUACCCGAAAAUGCGACAAGUGGUACCAAAGUUAAAACACUGACCAUUGUUAAUAGUCGCACCCAUGGUGGCAAUAUCCCACUCAAGUGUCUCAUUAUUUCGGGAAAUGAGCAAAGGAAAUUCAUUGUCAAUGUGACCGAAGACAGGAAUUGCGCCCUUUAUUUGAAUGGUACCAUCGAUUUUGAAACAGACGAGUCGUACCAACUUGAAGUCCAAAUCAUGUCACUCCAAGGGUUCAUUAAUAAGGAGUUCAGUAUCACUCUAGUGACCAUUAAUGUGGUCGAUGUUAAUGACAAUGUCCCUUAUUUCAUUUUCCCCUCUGGUGGUACCCACAAGUACCACGCCGCUAUCACUGACAAUUCUCCUCUUUCGACAACAGUAACGCAAAUCAAGGCUGACGAUAAAGACAGUGGAAAGUACGGAAAGUUGGAGUUUUCGCUCGACAAAACCGAGUACUUCACUAUAGAUUCAAGUACCGGCAUUGUCAAGACCAGGAAGACUUUUGACGAUGUUGAUAAUAGUGAAUUACCAUUUAAAUUGAUUGUCAAAACACGUGAUAACCCGAACGCCACUGAAUACAACGAAAUCAAAGCACCCUUUAUUGUUAAUUUGAUAACAAAAGACAAUCGCUUGGUACUAGUGAUCGGAGACGCUAAACCUGACAUAGUCCAGAAAAAACUACCCUUGAUUAUCGACAUAAUGCAAGAACAGACGGGUUUAAUAGUUGGGGUGGAAAAACUGGCCACGAGAGAGUUUAUUGGUACCAAUGGUACUCUCGAGACUGAUCCUUCAGGUACCGACGUUUGGUUCUAUGUCAUUGAUCCAACUACCGAAAAAAUUCUCCCACGGAAUAGUACUCUAGUCAAACGCGCGAUUUUCGACAAACAAGCCAUGGAUAACAUAACGUUUGAUAUAACAGGCCAGAUCCAGAACACUGCCUUCCACAUACACGAACCUUUGGUACUACAAAAAAUUAAAAGUGCCUCCAUAGCUUCCUUCAACGGUGAGGUGUUUCCGUACGCUUUGAUCAUCAUCGCGUGCAUUAUUUUCGUCCUUGGAAUCGUUGGGAUUAUUUAUAUUUGCGUGUCUUGGUCGAGGUACAAGUCCUACAAAGACCAAAUGCAAAGACAGUAUGUAGUACCAGCAAGUCCCACAAGGUACGACACUGUUUAUGUUGAGCCGAACUUGAAAGAGUACGAAACACAAGUGUUACAAAUGUGCGUUCCUGUGGACGAACAAGACGACUACAACGACCUGCACCUCGAUUUUAGUAACAAGAACCACGCCUUCAGUCUUGACAAUGUAAGUUAUAUCAGUAAGGACAAUAAUUUGAAGAAGUACGGGGGGCAAAGUCCGGUCAGUAGCGAGUCUGCGACCACUGUGAGGGCGUCCAGUGUGGGAGAAGGGCACGUGUUGAAGUAUAGGUCGGACGAUGACGAAAUGAACGCCAGUCCGAGUAAUGACAAUGUGAUGUUUAAAGAGAAGAAGGACUACUCGCAUUUGGGGUUCUCGUACGACCAUUCGCCGGUUGAGACGACCACCGAGUUGUAGAUAAAUGUAAAUGGAAUAACUGAUUAAUUUAAUGUAAUUAUGAGGUUCUAGGAAUGUAAUCUGAUUGUAAUUUUAUAUUUUAAUAAAUGUUUUUUAUUUAA